Messenger RNA from Gopherus evgoodei (Goodes thornscrub tortoise), 1146 nucleotides. RefSeq names its product 4-hydroxy-2-oxoglutarate aldolase 1 (gene HOGA1). Bases 112 to 1089 code for a protein of 325 amino acids. The record is from RefSeq and is a predicted model, not a curated record. Gene Ontology annotation, molecular function: 4-hydroxy-tetrahydrodipicolinate synthase activity; N-acetylneuraminate lyase activity. Gene Ontology annotation, biological process: N-acetylneuraminate catabolic process. The transcript is spliced from 7 exons. Lineage: Eukaryota; Metazoa; Chordata; Testudines; Testudinidae.
AGAGGCCUCGCCCUGGGAGCAGCAAAUCCCCAGCCAGCCCCAUCAAUUAUUAACAGCCCUGGGGCUGGAGGCUGCAGUGGGGCAGCAGCUCCGAGCUCCCCAGGCCCCGCGAUGGCACAGCCCCCCAGGCUCCUCGCCCCUCUCAGGCUGGGGCUGGCAGCAUCUCGCUGGCUCAGCACCCCUGCCACGCCAGGGGCCCGGCUCGACCUGCGGGGCAUCUUCCCCCCGCUCACCACCCCCUUCACAGGCCUGGCGGAGGUGGAUUACAGCCGGCUGGAGGAGAACAUGCACCGCUACGCCACGGUCCCCUUCCGAGGCUUCGUGGUGCAGGGCUCCAGCGGCGAGUGCCCCUACCUGACGCCCCAGGAGCGUCUGGCCGUGGUGAGCCGCGUGCGCCAGGCCGUGCCCAGGGACAAGCUGCUGCUGGCCGGGUCGGGCUGCGAAUCCACGCAGGGCACCAUUGCGAUGACCGUGGGCAUGGCUGAGGCGGGCGCUGACGCCGCCCUGGUGGUUACACCCUGCUACUACCGGGGCGCAAUGACCAGCGCCGCCCUGACCCACCACUACAGCCAGGUGGCAGAUGCGUCGCCAAUCCCCGUGGUGCUGUACAGCGUCCCAGCCAACACCGGCCUGGAGCUGCCCCUGGAGGCUGUGCUCACCCUGUCACAGCACCCCAACAUCGUGGGCCUCAAGGACAGCGGGGGUGAUAUUACCCGGCUGGGGCUGAUUGUCCACAAGACGCGGACGGAGGAGUUCCAGGUGCUGGUGGGAUCGGCUGGAUUCCUGAUGGCUGGCUACGCCAUAGGUGCCUGCGGGGGGGUCUGUGCUCUUGCCAACGUGCUGGGAGCCCCGCUCUGCCAGUUGGAGCAUCUGUGCCAGGAGGGACGCUGGCAGGAGGCCCAGGCCUUGCAGCUCCGGCUCAUCGAGCCCAACGCAGCGGUCACCCGCAAGUUUGGGAUCCCGGGGCUGAAGCAGGCCAUGGAGUGGUUCGGGUACCACGGUGGGCCCUGCCGCGCCCCCCUGCGCCCACUGAGCGAGGCCCAGCUGGAGGAGCUGCGCAGGGACUUCCGCAUCAAUGGUUGGCUGUGAUGGGGGAGCAGAAGGGGGUCCUCCCUCCUCUGCUCACCUUCCCCUCACUGGCACCCU